AUGCAAGCUCAAUCACAGUCUAGUACGGAAGCCUGGAUUAUUUCAACCCCGGUACGGUACGAAGAAAAUGCGGUUCAGUUUUCAACAACAAUUAAGGUUGAUAAGCGAGAUAAUACCGAAACCAUAACGAGAGAAAAUUGUUCGCUGAGAAAAAGAACAAGCACAGAGGAUAAUCGCUUCUCAACAAAGGCACGUUCAAGAGUUGAUACGGGAGAUUAUUCGUUUGUUGAUGAGAUAGAAAUAGGCGAAACGACGAUUGUGUCCUCGCUAGGCGAGCCUGUGGAAGUAAAGAUGGAAUAUAUUUCAAGCGAUGAAACUUCUGUCGAACAGAAUAUUCAACAUGGAAACAUAUCUUCCAUUAGUGAAGAACAAAACAAAUCACAUCCGGCUGUAGCAAACAUGGAGAAUGAAAAGCUCCCCUUCAAGUGUGACUACUGUGAAUCGUCAUUCUCCAACACCCGUCAGCUUAGCAAUCACCGGCGAAACCAUCAGCUGCAAGAGUGUCCGGUUUGUAGGAAAACGAUCAUAUUUCGAUACCUCAAGGAACAUAUUGCGCUAAACCACCCGAAAGCGGGUAUGCUAUCCGACAAACGACUCUACAAAUGUAAUCAAUGCGAUAAGAUUUUCCACUGCAAAACGCUUCUAAUCGAUCACCAGCGCAACCAUAAAUCGAAAGAGUGUCCCGUCUGCAAGCAGAUGAUAAAACUGCGCGUACUGAACAUGCAUAUGGCGCGCAAACAUUCCGCGCACGUGCCACUGUCCGAGCGGCAUGCAUUUGAAUGUGAUCAGUGCGAUAAAUCGUUUGUGUCGAAACCGCAAUUGGUUGAUCAUCAGCGUGAUCAUAUGGUAAAACACUGUCCGGUGUGCGGUACAAAGUUAUUGGCACGGUGUUUGAAGAAGCACAUGGCAAGGAAACAUCCAUCCGGUGGGGGAAACGAUAAUUUGGUGCGCCUGUACAAAUGCGAAUGGUGUGAGAAAUCUUAUGCUAACAAAAGUUCGCUCGUAUUGCAUCAAGCGAAUCACGAACAGAUGGUUAGAAGUGGUGAACGAACUUGA
Molecule: messenger RNA, 1056 nt
Organism: Anopheles marshallii
Lineage: Eukaryota; Metazoa; Arthropoda; Insecta; Diptera; Culicidae
Product: zinc finger protein 62
Exons: 2
Coding region: 1-1056 (351 amino acids)
Biological process (GO): regulation of transcription by RNA polymerase II
Cellular component (GO): chromosome
Molecular function (GO): chromatin insulator sequence binding
Source: RefSeq, a predicted model, not a curated record